Molecule: messenger RNA, 2711 nt
Organism: Mugil cephalus (flathead mullet)
Lineage: Eukaryota; Metazoa; Chordata; Actinopteri; Mugiliformes; Mugilidae
Gene: hps4
Product: HPS4 biogenesis of lysosomal organelles complex 3 subunit 2
Exons: 13
Coding region: 166-2043 (625 amino acids)
Biological process (GO): vesicle-mediated transport
Source: RefSeq, a predicted model, not a curated record
CUGCGUGUGACUGACCCGCAUUCCUCCAGUGGCACUACCACCACCACUACAGAUCUCUACGGGAGUGAAUCAUCGUAAUGGCGAGCAGGACGUAAACAGUGGCUUCAAAACCUCGAGUACAUCUUCGGGCUGCUGGAGUGAAUGUGAAUGGGUGCAAGAUAACUGAUGGCUGAUCUUAUGCCGCCAGACUCAAGAAGGUGUAGUUAUUUCUUCCUCUAUGACGGCUCCAAGGUCAGAGGAGAGGGCGACCCAACGAGAGAGGGAAUCUGCUACUUCUACCCUGAAGAGACUCCUUUAGAUAAGCAGGAGCUGCUCUGCGGCCAGCUCGUCGGUGUGAGCCGCUGCGUCUCUGAGCUUUCCUCCUCUUCCGUACGCGUACUCAGGCUGCGCUCCAUCAAGUUCGCCAUUCGCAUGAAGGAUGACUUCUUCUGGGCUCUGGGUUGCUCAAUGGAGGUCCCCACUGUCAGUGUCUGUGAGCUCCUGGAACAGCUCAUAAACCUCUAUUGUUUUUACAACGGAUCUGUCCACCAGAGCUAUCAGCUGAACAGUCAGGAAACUCUGGCAGCGCGAUGGGCGAGGUACCUCUCACACCUGCUGUCAGGCUCCUCGGAGCUCUAUCACAUCUUUAGCUGCUUGAGGACCAUCAAUCCAACCAACGUUGACCCACUACUCCUGCUCAAAGCUGCCCUCAUUCUCCAGGCCUGCCAGCGCUGCCCUCUAGUGCUGGCGGGCUGUAUUCUCUUCAGAGGAAGAGUUGUGAGCACACAGAUGUCUCCAGAGCUCACAAUGAAGGUCAUGGUUCAUGAGAGUGAAACAUAUACCAAGGCCCAGAGGCUCAAUGGACAGAGCACCUCCAGCCCAUCUGGCAGUGCAGUCAGCUCCACAGCCGUGUUCCUGACCAUGUCCGAACUCCAGUACCUACAGUCUGCCCCGGUCGACAAAGAAUUCAGUUCCUAUUCUACUCCGCAAAAAGAUGCUCCCCGAAAGAAGACUCGUUUAUCAAGAACUUUAUCUGACGGACCUUCUUCCGAGUCAGAGCGUUCUGAUUCGAGUUCCUCCCAGUCUCCUCAGAAAGUGUCCUUCAGCCCCCACUUGUCAGAAUCGGAUGCCUUUGUGUUUAGUCCGGCUCCAUCUCAGAGCACUCCCGAUUCACUCAACCCUGCACCACAGUCAUUCAAGCCUUCUUUCUCAAAUGGAAAACAAACCCAUGAAGCUGAGGAGGAAGCACUGGAGAAGUCACAUUAUCACAGUUUUCACGACAGUGAAUGUGGUGGGAGCCAGAUACACAGAGGAGACAGCGCAGUGUUUGGAAAAAACUCCUAUCUAAAUGGAGGUGGAGGAGGUGGAGAUGCGUCGUGUGAGACGGUGUCUGAAUUCCGACAGGCUGAGCCCAGGACUGAACAGUCACAAGAUGAUAAGGUGAAGGCCGGAGACAGGCGAGUCUGUUGUGGGAGGGCUCAGGGGCGCAAGGCAGAGAUGAGGGAUCCCUCUUCACUUUCCAGUGCUUGUAACGACUUAGAGGAGAACCCACUGAUCCCCAUGACGCUGUACAUGCACCGGGUGAAGGGCCUGGUGCUGGCUCUGCUGGUGGAGCCUCAUUUCCUCAGUGACACAGCUUCCAUGGAGGAAGUGUAUCACAGCAGUCUGGCCUCACUCAAUGGACUGGAGGCCCAUCUAAGGACCAUUGCUCCAGGGGCCCCAGGUGCUCCAGGACCCUACAUCUUUGCUCAUUUUGACUGCAUUCAGAGCACGCUGACAACCAACCUGUCUGGCCGACCAGGGGGAGCCCCGGAGCAUCCUUUUGUCAGGGCCACAUCACUUCUUCACUCCCAUUUCUGUAACACUGAAACUCUGCAGGAGGCUAUUAUCAGGAGUGCCGGAGCAGCUGUGUAUGGGACCCGCAGUGUGGCCCAGGAGACUUACUUUCAGCAGCAAGGGGGCUCGCUGAGGAACUCAGGCAUCCCUAACCACCAGGACAGCGCUUUCUCUCUGCCCAGCAAGGCCCGACACAGACUGCUGAAACACGGGGUUAACCUUCUCUGACGGGAACAGCGUCACGACGCCCGCUCUCAGGGUUCAACAAUUGCUGUUAAUGAACAAAUGAUCUGUCCUGUAAGUACACCGAAAAACAAAUUCUGAACCAGGACAUUUUAGGAUUAAAGCUUCACCUUUUAUUCAGCUGAUAGCGUCCGCUUGAUUUUUAAUUAUGUAUCAUAAAUAUACUUUUGCAUCGAUGGAGAGAAAUGGUCAUUGGCUGUGAGGUUUCAUAGGCUACGUUUAAUAUGAGUUUUAGUCACAGGUUGUGUUUGUUUGAGCCCGAUUUUAUUUCUGUGCUAAAAAAAAAAAAUGUCAGCUUUUGUAUCUAUAACAGUUAUUUUUGACAUAUUUAGCUCAUGUUUGCACACAGCACACAGUCUGCAAGCUUUCCUCUUUAUUUGCACAUUCCAUUGCCUUGUUUGUAUUUUUAGAAGUUUAGACUGAAGACAAAGUAAAUCUUCAAUCUUUUUGUAUAAAAUGAUGCUUUGCUUAAAUAGUAUUGGUUAAUUAACUACCCUUUUAGAUAAUGUUUCAACUCCUUAUUUAACUAUUAGAUCUGCUUUUUUUGUGUUGUGUCAUGCGUUUAAAUAUUAGUGUAUUCAAACGUUUGCUGAGAUGAGAUUCACUUUGAUAUACCUUGUUUUAUUACUGAUAUAAAUAAAAUGAAGACACGA